This is a messenger RNA of Drosophila miranda, 4725 nucleotides long. RefSeq names its product sterile alpha motif domain-containing protein 5-like. Gene Ontology annotation, molecular function: protein binding. The transcript is spliced from 18 exons. The record is from RefSeq and is a predicted model, not a curated record. NCBI's taxonomy places the organism in Eukaryota, Metazoa, Arthropoda, Insecta, Diptera, Drosophilidae. Bases 1361 to 4627 code for a protein of 1088 amino acids.
CAACAUGUCUCAUUCGUGUUUCAGUUUUCGAGCAGCGCGGUUGCUGUGCUGCGCGUCGUCAAAAAAUUUAAGAACGAUAUCGUACUAACGUAUAUUUCGCAUUUACCGGAGCGCGCGGCUGAAAGAAACCUAUAGUUCCGCCGAAAUUCCGAAAACCGCCGAGGAAUCCAAUUUUUAAAUCGAGUGCAACGGGUAUUUCGCGGGUUGAUUGGAAUCGGGAUAAAUAAGAAACCGCAACAAAAGCCGGUAAAAUCGGACUUAGGAACUCAAAAAUUAGAAACAAAUCGAGAUGAUAACUAUUCAAAAACAAGAAACCGUUUAAGAAAUUGUGAUAAUUUGUUGAUAGUUUGUAAAUAUCUCGCUGCAUCGUGGGUGGCAGGGCAAUCAUAAAUUAGAAUAACAAAAACGAACGGAGCUGCCGGCUGCAAUUAUGAAAAGGUAGAAAGCAACAACAACGAAAAAACGUAGAGUAGCUGAAGAAGCGGAAUCUGGAUGGGGCAGAGAUUUUGUGGCAUUGUUGUUUGCAUGUCCCAUGUCCCUCAAUUUAUCUGCCGGCAGAGAGGUCGUUGGCGCUAAGGUCACGCCAACGCAAAACCAACGGAGCAGCGGGCGUUUGUUUCGUGUGGAGUGCAAGUGACAAAAAAAAAACGACAACAUAAAACCAAAAAAAGUAGACGAGAACCAGAGUUCUAAGUUCUCCCCCUUCCGGGCUCUAAACAACAGCGAAAAGAACGUGAGUGAGUGUGUGUGUGUGUGUCGCAUGGCUCAAGCAAACGGUUAAUCUUCAUAGCCCCAGCUCCGCACCGCUCCGCGUGUGUAUGUGUGUGUUGCCUGCUGUGUUAUAUUUUGUGUGUGUUCUACCACCACCGCGCUCUCUCCCGCGCAAUUUAGCAAGGAGCGAAAAUCGAAAAUGCGGUGGAGAGACAACAAGGAAUGUGAGGAGCGUCGAGUACCGCUGAUGGCCCGCUAGAAAUGUGCGUUAUAAAUUUUUACGACUCUACGCAGGGCAUUGAAUUUUUACGAGUCGACGACGUGGAGGAGCAGCAUGAUGUGCCGAGGCAGCAGCAAUUUAAAACAAUUCAGGCAGGAAAAUAAUGCUUAAAGUAAGGCCAAGGAAAUUGCAUGCUUGGCAUUAGAAAAAAAACCCAACAAAACAACAAAGAAAAAAAAGGGAGUAAGGAGAAAGAAAAGCUGUAGCACGUGACAUUCGGAGAAAACUCCUUGCACACGACGCCAUUUUGUAACGGUAAUUGGCAGACGGCGGCACACGUGAAGCUAAACGUCCGCCAACACGCCCCCACAGCAACACUCCAUCCUCCAUCAUCAUCAUCAUCAUCAUCGUCGUCAGCCUCUCAGGACGAUGGCCGUUAGCAACAUUGUCUGCGAAUGGCUACGUGCCCUGGGACUGGCCCAGUAUGCCGAAAGUUUCCUCGACAAUGGCUACGAUGACCUGGAGAUAUGCAAACAGGUCGGUGAUCCCGAUCUGGAUGCCAUUGGCGUUGAGAAUCAAUCGCAUCGGCACAAGCUCCUCAAGAGCAUACGCUCGUUGCGGGAGAAGGGCGCCGCCUCUGUCUAUUUUAUGCUCAACGAUCCCAAUUCCCUAUCGGGCAGCAUGGAGAUACUAUGCGAAACGCCGCCCAGCAACGACCUGGAGAUGGUGCUCGGCGAACAGCUGGAGACGGACGGAGUGCGUCUGACAGCGCAUCCAUAUUCAACACCGGAUGGACAACGCGGCCAUUUAGAGGGCCUGGCAUCCGUCUAUUGUGAGUUGUUAAUGGCUCCCUUUGGAGAUAUUUUAAGUGCUUUAGAGAGUGCCAGGCAGGCGGCCUGGGCGGAUCACAGUCCGCUCCACAAUGCCAGCGCCAGCGCCAGCGCCAGCGGCGGUGCUGGCGGCAGUGGCAGUGCCAGCGGCGCCAGCGGUGCCAGCGGCAGUGGCGGCAGCAAUCGUAGCGGUAUCGGCAGCGGCAGCGUCGGAAUGGGAAUCCAUCACCGUCAGAAGCACGGCCAUCGGGGGCAUUCGAUGCACGGCGCCGGUCUGCCCAAUAGUCAUAGUCAGCCCAUUUAUGUGCCCGGAAAGUAUUCGCCCUCCAGCUGCUUGUCCGACAAGGAGGAGGACGAAAUCUAUGGCUUCGGUUAUGGUGUGUUUGCACCGCGUGUGGCACGCGGCGGCCUGACGCAACAGCAGCAGCUGCUGCAACAGCAAACGCUGCAGACGCAACAGAGCAUACAGCAGCAGCAGCAGAUGCAACAGCAACUGCAACAGCAGCAGCAGCAACUGCCACUCGUGCCCGGCCAGCAGCAGGCAGGGGGCGGACAGCCCGGCGUGGGACCGCAACAUCAUCAGACACUGCCACCGAAUGUGGCACAUCUGAAUUUUGUGCAACAAAACUGCCUGAGUCCCCGUUCUGCAUAUUUCUACGAAUUUCCACCGACUGCUGAGGGACGCGAGACAAAGAAACGCACCACUUUGGCCCGACUGUUGAAAGGCUUGAAAACUGUCAAUCGACGGGAUCGCAACAAUCAACAAAAUGGCGCCCAGGCCAGGGCCGCCAACGAUCGUCUGCGGCACUUUCAAAUGAUAAACGGCGGUGCGGGCGGACAGCAGCACAGUUUCGAGGAGACAAUCCAUAGGUUGAAAGUCCAGGAGGCCAUGCGGAAAAAGGAAAAAUUUCAACGGGAGCACGAGGAGAUACUGCGUGACAUACGUCAGGGUCUGUUGCAAAUGAGUCGCGGCGAGGGACGCAUGGACGACACCUAUAUGUACGACGAGGCCCUCAGAACUGGGGCAGGCGUGGCCAUGGGCAUGGGCAUUGGUGGCGGCGCCCAUUAUGCGGUGAGUGCGCUGCACCAUCAAGGUCAUUGGUACGACGAGCCGCCCUACGAAAGCGAUCCCGAUGACUUUCUGAUGGCCGGCCUCAACUGCGGACCAGCGGCCACCAUUCAGGGUGGCCGUGUACGCUUCUCGAACAACCGCGAGAGCACGGGCGUAAUUUCAUUAAGAUCCGCCGGAGAUAUUUCACUACCGCAACGAGGGCCGCCGCGUCGAGGUCUUAUCGUGCCCCAACAGCCGCCAAAUCCACCGACAAUAAUACCCUUAACGCAUGCCAGGUCCCACGAUCGUGAGAGCGGCGACUAUGCGGGUUCCAUUUCAGAUCUACAAAGCGUUACCUCCAGGCUCAGUGCCGUAUCGAUUGGCACCAACAAUUGCACGGCCCGAUACCGGACGCUGAGCGGCGGCAUCGGGGAGUCGCCGUCGCUGUCGCCCAGCCCCUCGUCGGACUACGAGGACAUUGGGGCCACACGGAUGCACGGCCUGGCCCCCAGUCUGCUGGCCGCCAAGGCCAAAAAGAAUGGCCUGCCGCACGGCAAGGCGAACACCAUUUGCCAGAAGGCCACAGUGCAUCAUUCGAGCGAGAUGCGUAGCUCGCCAAAGGAAAUUGGCACUUUUAAUGAGAAUGGAAGGAACUUUGUUGCCACAAAGGAUACGUCGAGGGAUUUCAGCAACUCCCAAGACAAUACCGACCGUGGCAGCAUGAGCGAUCAGGCGUUUGCCUGUUCGGCCAGCUCCGUUGAAAGUUUGCCCAGUGCUUCCGGUUCGAGCACACAGGCUCUGGUGCGUCCCGGCAGUCCGCACAGCUCCAUAUCGGCCGAGGAUCGCACCUCGAUGGCGGUCCACAGCAGCAGCAGCAGCAGCAUCUGCAAGGCCAAGGCCCUGGUGGACAGUCUGCCCAAUCCCUACGACAAGGAGGCACUCAAAUUUAAGAAGGGAGAGCUCAUCGAUGUCCUGUCGAUGAACGCCUCGGGCAUCUGGAAGGGUCGCUGCCACGGCCGGGUGGGACACUUCAAAUUCAUCAACGUGGAAGUGCUGCCCGAGCAGCGUCUGAAGAAUUCGAGCAGCAAGACCCUGGCCCCCGGCUCCCGGCUGGGCGGCGGCAACAACGGCAGUGGCGGCAACAGCAGCGCGAACGGCAGCAACAACGGAGGCGGCGGCGGACCCAGCUCGGUGGAGGAUCUGCUGGUGCGCAUCGGCCUCAAGGAGUACACGUCCGUGUUCGUGCUCAACGGGUACGAGGAUCUCGAGCUCUUCAAGGAGCUGGAACCAGCCGAUCUCGACUAUCUGGGCAUACUCAAUCAGGAGCAUCGGGCCAAGCUGCUGACGGCUGUGCAGCUGCUGCAUGACAUUGAAUGCUCCGACGUGGACAUAGCCGGCUCCAGCUCGGAGAACGAUGAGGCCCGCCUGAACAACAUCAACAAGAAGCACGGGGCCUCGCCCUUCGGCCGGCGACACUUUCCGCGGGACUCGGGCUGCUACGAGGGCUCUCCGCUGCCCAGCUCCCAGACACCGACGCAGACGGUCAACUCGACGGACGAGUCGAACAGCCUGGACGACGUGGUGACCAAGUGCUCCAGCGAGAUCAUGAAGCGCGUGGAGAGUGCGCGAAGGUGCAAGGACAAUCCGUUCAAGGCGACGCUGCCGGGCGGCCGGGUGGGCAAGAAGUCAUUUCUCGGCGGCGGCGGACUUAUGGCUGACGAUACGCUCACACGUGGCGGACUCAGUGAGAAGUCGAGCGACUCGGGCGUCAGCAGCAGUUCGCUAUCGUCGGGUCCGCUGAAGAGCAGCACUUAACAUUUGCCCACGAUCCUGGCCCACGAGCUGCUGCUGGGCGUGGGCGCUGGCAUGGGCCUGGGCCUGGGCCACGGUCACGGCCUGAGCGUGGGCGCCAC